CGGCAGGGUGCGGCUGACGGCAGAGCCGCGCUGCUCUUGGAGAGGUCACUCCGGAGACGGCGGAGCUUUUGGGGCUUGGGGGGUCGGUGGCAGUAUGUGGCGCGUCUGUGCGCGGCGGGCGCAGAGUGCAGUCCCCAGGGCCGGGCUCGGGGCUCGGUGGGCAGCCUUGAAAGAAGGUCCCGGGACUCCGUGCGGGAGCCCGCGGGCCGGCCUCGCUGAGGCUCGUUGCAGCAACGGGACCCCGAGCUAUGGGGUCCGCUCGCUGUGCGGCUGGAGCUCCGGCUCGGCUACCGUGCCGCGUAACCGCUUACUGCGGCAGCUCCUGGGGUCGCCCAGCCGCCGCUCCUACAGCCUCCCUCCGCACCAAAAGGUCCCAUUGCCUUCCCUUUCCCCUACAAUGCAGGCGGGCACCAUAGCCCGCUGGGAAAAAAAAGAAGGGGAAAAAAUCAAUGAGGGUGAACUAAUUGCAGAGGUUGAAACUGAUAAAGCCACUGUUGGAUUUGAGAGUUUGGAGGAGUGCUAUAUGGCAAAGAUCCUUGUUGCUGAAGGGACCAGAGAUGUUCCAGUUGGAUCCAUCAUCUGCAUCACAGUUGAAAAGCCUGAGGAUAUUGAGGCCUUUAAAAAUUAUACGUUGGAUUCAGCAACAGCUACCCCCCAGGCAGCCUCAGCCCCAGCCCCACCAGCUCCAGCUCCAGCUGCUGCACCAGCCGCACCUUCUGCAGCCCCUGGUAGCUCCUUACCUACUCACAUGCAGGUACUUCUUCCUGCCCUGUCCCCCACCAUGACUGUGGGCACCAUCCAGAGAUGGGAAAAGAAAGUGGGUGAGAAGCUAAGUGAAGGAGACUUACUGGCGGAGAUAGAGACUGACAAGGCCACCAUAGGCUUUGAAGUACAAGAAGAAGGUUAUCUGGCAAAAAUCUUGGUCCCUGAAGGCACAAGAGAUGUUCCCCUGGGAACCCCACUUUGUAUCAUAGUAGAAAAACAGGAGGAUAUAGCAGCGUUUGCAGACUACAGGCCAACGGAAGUGACCAGCUUAAAGCCACAAGCUCCCCCACCUGUUGCACCCCCGGUGGCAGCUGUUACUCCCACUCCGCAGCCCUUAGCACCCACACCCUCAGCUGCUCCUACUGGACCAAAGGGAAGAGUGUUCGUCAGCCCUCUUGCAAAGAAGUUGGCAGCAGAGAAAGGGAUUGACCUCACCCAAGUUAAAGGGACGGGACCAGAAGGCAGAAUCACCAAGAAGGACAUUGACUCUUUUGUGCCUUCUAAGGCUGCUCCUGCUGCAGCAGCUGCCAUCGCUCCCCCGGGUCCAACAGUUGCAGCAACUCCUGCGGGUGUCUUCACAGAUAUCCCCAUCAGCAACAUUCGUCGAGUGAUUGCGCAGAGGCUGAUGCAGUCGAAGCAGACUAUACCUCAUUAUUACCUUUCUGUUGAUGUAAAUAUGGGAGAGGUGCUGUUGGUACGGAAGGAACUGAAUAAGAUGCUUGAAGGAAAAGGGAAGAUCUCCGUCAAUGACUUCAUCAUAAAAGCUUCAGCUUUGGCUUGUUUGAAAGUCCCCGAAGCAAACUCGUCUUGGAUGGACACAGUCAUAAGACAAAAUCACGUGGUUGAUGUCAGCGUUGCUGUCAGUACUCCUGCAGGACUUAUCACUCCUAUUGUGUUUAAUGCGCACAUAAAAGGACUGGAAACCAUUGCUAGUGACGUUGUUUCUUUAGCAUCCAAAGCAAGAGAGGGCAAACUUCAGCCUCACGAGUUCCAGGGUGGAACAUUUACAAUCUCCAAUUUAGGGAUGUUUGGAAUUAAGAAUUUCUCUGCGAUUAUUAACCCACCCCAGGCAUGUAUUUUGGCAAUUGGUGCUUCAGAGGAUAAGCUGGUCCCAGCAGAUAAUGAAAAAGGAUUUGAUGUGGCUAGCAUGAUGUCUGUUACACUCAGCUGUGAUCACCGAGUUGUGGAUGGAGCGGUUGGAGCCCAGUGGCUUGCUGAGUUCAAAAAGUACCUUGAGAAGCCUAUAACCAUGUUGUUAUAAUUUAC
This is a messenger RNA of Acomys russatus (golden spiny mouse), 2031 nucleotides long. It is a transcript of the gene Dlat, whose product is annotated as dihydrolipoamide S-acetyltransferase. Gene Ontology annotation, molecular function: dihydrolipoyllysine-residue acetyltransferase activity. The coding region runs from base 95 to 2026 and encodes 643 amino acids. Gene Ontology annotation, biological process: pyruvate decarboxylation to acetyl-CoA. Gene Ontology annotation, cellular component: pyruvate dehydrogenase complex. NCBI's taxonomy places the organism in Eukaryota, Metazoa, Chordata, Mammalia, Rodentia, Muridae. The record is from RefSeq and is a predicted model, not a curated record. The transcript has 14 exons.